AUGUGGACAACAACAUCUGGCCUUCGGGGCAGGAAGCUCCGUCUUGCCAUCACUUUGACUUCGGUCAUCGGUUUCUCUCUGUUCGGUUAUGACCAGGGUCUGAUGUCUGGUAUCAUCUCUGGUAACCAAUUCACCAAGGAAUUCCCCGCCCUCUACAUUCCUCCCAGUGAUUCCCCCGAUUACUCGGCGUCCUACUCUCAACAUGUCUCGGUCCUUCGUGGUGCGGUCACCGCCUGCUACGAACUCGGUUGUUUCUUCGGUGCCAUCUUCACGCUCUGCUUUGGUGAGCGCAUCGGCCGCACUCGCUGCUCUUCGUGGUGGGCCGUGUCGUCUCCGGUCUUGGAAACGGUAUGGACACGGCCACCAUCCCGGUCUGGCAGUCCGAGUGUUUCUCGCGCUCACAACCGUGGUUUCCUGGUCUGCUUCGAGGGUGCCAUCAUUGCCGUCGGUACUCUGAUUGCCUACUGGAUCGACUUCGGUCUGUCGUACGUCGAGAGCUCCGUGCAAUGGCGAUUCCCCGUGGCCUUCCAGAUCAUCUUCGCCAUCCUCGUCAGUGUGGGUGCGUUCAUGCUGCCCGAGUCGCCUCGUUGGUUCGUCAUGCAGGGCAAGGACCAGGAAGCCCUGCAGGUCCUGGCCGCACUCAACGAUAGCUCGCCCGAUGCCGAGGAUGUGCUCACCGACUUCAACCUCAUGAAGGCGGACUUCAAUGCCGAGAACGGUGCCAAGGCCAACUGGAAGACCCUCUUCACCUUCGGCAAGACCCAGGAAUUCCAGCGCAUGAUGAUCUGUUGCUCUGGCCAGUUCUUCCAGCAGUUCACCGGUUGCAACGCCGCCAUCUACUACUCCACCUUGCUGUUCGAGCAGAACCUCAACAUGGAGCAUCGUCUGUCUCUGAUCCUGGGUGGUGUCUUUGCCACUGUCUACGCCCUGGCCACGAUCCCCUCCUUCUUCAUGAUUGAGCGUGUUGGCCGUCGUAAGCUCUUCCUCAUCGGUUUCGCCGGUCAGGGUCUGUCCUUUGUCAUCACCAUGGGUUGCUUGAUCGCCGGUGGCACGGGUCCCACCAAGGGUGCCGUCGUCGGUAUCUUCCUCUUCAUCUGCUUCUUCGCCUUCACCACGCUGCCCCUGCCCUGGAUCUACCCUCCCGAGAUCAACCCUCUCCGCACCCGUACCAUGGCUGCCGCCGCCUCCACCUGUACCAACUGGAUCACCAACUUUGCGGUUGUCAUGUUCACUCCCGUCUUCUCCGACGCGUCCCCUUGGGGUAUCUACCUCUUCUUCGCCCUGGUCAACUUCAUCGGCCUUCCCUUUGCGUGGUUCUACUACCCCGAGACUGCCGGUCGUGACCUUGAGGAGGUGGAUCUCAUCUUCGCCAAGGCCCACAUCGAGAAGAAGUGGCCCUACCAGAUCGCCAACUCCAUGCCCAAGCUCUCCGCCGAGGAGAUUGCCGCGAUGCUACGCGAGGUGGGUCUGGACCACUCGGACCCCCGUCACUCGUCCGAGCACGAGAAGGCAGAGAUGGCCAUGUCCAGUGGUAACUCGGACAACGAGCAUGCUUCCAACGAGAAGAACUAG
Molecule: messenger RNA, 1572 nt
Organism: Penicillium oxalicum
Lineage: Eukaryota; Fungi; Ascomycota; Eurotiomycetes; Eurotiales; Aspergillaceae
Gene: mfsA
Product: glucose-inactivated glycerol proton symporter STL1
Exons: 2
Coding region: 1-1572 (523 amino acids)
Biological process (GO): carbohydrate transport; transmembrane transport
Cellular component (GO): membrane
Molecular function (GO): carbohydrate:proton symporter activity
Source: RefSeq, a predicted model, not a curated record